This is a messenger RNA of Chrysemys picta bellii (western painted turtle), 3514 nucleotides long. The record is from RefSeq and is a predicted model, not a curated record. NCBI's taxonomy places the organism in Eukaryota, Metazoa, Chordata, Testudines, Emydidae.
GUAGGGAGAUCCCAGGAUUGGUGGCACUGCAGCCUGGCUCCUUCAGCCCAGACCUGUCUCACUCGAGCUAUGGGAGCAGCUCCGUUAGCUGCUGGGAGUAUCAGGCUGUUACCCUCUCUGGACAGGAAGUGGAUGUGAUGCGCACGCUCCACCAGCAUGUGGCAGCAGCACUGACACUUGCAGAGCCCAUCCCUGUAAUGCUGGAUUGACGUGAUGACGCCUGGAGCCAUGGCACUCUUGGUGAUGUUCACCAGGGAAGCUGCCCUCAGGGAACUACUGCACGCCAGCUACGCAUCAAGGCCCUGCCCUACUGAAAUAUUUACAAGUGACUGACAACAGCGGUUUGGUGUGUGGAAACACUGUGCAACCCUCUCGCUGCUGCUGCUACAAUACCAGCAGGAAUAGCUGGGAAUAUCCUGCUCUGAAAUACAGCCGCCCUGCUGUGAAAGUGAGUCAGGAAUCUGGGACACCGAUCAACAGAGAGAAUUUUGGACCAAUGACUUUAGAGCAAAAACCCUACUCAUGAAAAGUGCCGUGGAAUCCUGAAUACACACAUAGAACAAACAGGGUAUUGGCACUCAAGGUCUCAUCGGAAAGACCUUCAUGCAGUAAACUGCAUGGAGCUCAUCCGUUAUCGACCUUGGCUGGAAGGAUGAAGAGCUAGGCGAACCCUGCUGGAAUUUGAAGCUGUGGUUUCAUGGAAUCUGGGUGUCUGGAGGCUCCUGGUUAGCAGUUUCAAAAAUGCUUUAGCUAAAAAAACCUACCAUUUCCUACCAAAAACUCUUUGGGGAGAGGCGGGACUAUUUUAAACCGUGCCAAUCAGAAUUCUGCUUCGUUCGUUAGAACCGAGCUCCAGCUUGUUGCUUUUAGAGGAGUAUGUUCCAAGGGGAGUCUUGUCUUGCAGGGAAGUGUGGAAAGAAGACGGAGUGAAGAAAUUGGUUUAGUUCCAUUCUCUGCUGAGCCCCAGAUCCCUGCCACAUGCUGAACAGCCAGCAGAGAGGGAUAUCACUCCAUUCCCCUUUGUGGAGGAUGGCAGGCGUGGAAAUCUCAUUUUGCGGUUACGUUUUGACAUCAGGAUUAAAAAGAACUUGAUCGGGUUAAUUUCACUUCACCAGGUGACUGCUGCGUGGGUGGGACACAGCACCCACUGGGUCCUCUCUAACGCACUUCAGGCUCAGACUGGGCCCAACAACAGCUCACACCCAGUGCCGAGGGAGAAUGGCUGGCCAGUGCUUAAAAAUGCCACCAGUUGUAUGGCUCCUUCCUCUUUCUAAAAAGUGCCACAAGAUCUUGGACAGCUGCUUGUGAGAGGGACACCAGCUGGAAGACGGGACCUCAGCUUAACUUCUCCGAAGCAGAGCAUCUCCCUGGAGCACCCAUUGGGUUAUGCUGCAGCACAGCUGUUCUUAAACGGUGGCCCCUGGACCAAUUGACUGAAGUUAGAAAAAACCCCAACCCGCGUUUCAAAUUCCCCUCUCUGACUUCGAAUUCAAAGCCAGACCUCCAUGGGCUUCCAAUAGGUCUGGGGCUGCCUCUUCUCUCUUUCCGUUCUGGGAACCUACAUUAGUGCACAGGGUGGUGGCCGGCGUAGCCCCGUGAGUCGCCAUGAACGCACAUCCUCGUCGCAUCCGCCUGAAGCCCUGGCUCAUCGCCCAAGUGAACAGCAACCAGUACCCAGGCCUGCAGUGGGUGAACCCCGAGCGGAAGCUCUUCUGCAUCCCCUGGCGCCAUGCCACCCGGCACGUCCCCACGCAGGACGACGAGAACACCGUGUUCAAGGCCUGGGCCAAAGAGACCGGCAAGUACAACGAAGGGGUAGAUGAGCCGGACCCAGCCAAGUGGAAAGCCAACCUGCGCUGCGCCCUCAACAAGAGCCGCGAGUUCAAGCUGAUCUACGACGGCACCAAGGACACGCCCAUGCAGCCCUACAAGAUCUACGAGGUGUACGAGGGCCACCAGCCCAACGGAGACUCGCUGGCCGGGGACGAUCACAGCUGUUGCCCGGGCGAGGAGGAGGAGGAGCUGCAGAAAAUGACGACGCUGACGAUAGCGGCUGCUGGCGUCUUCGCAGCAGGGGAGCUGCCCGCCCAGAGCCCGGCUGGGAGCAUGCCGCUGGAGGGGCCGGGCAGCCUGCAGAACCUGCCCCCCGGGGACGUGUCUCUGCAGCCCAUGGAACAGUUCAUCCCAGACCUGCUCAUCAGCCCACACAUGCUGCCACUGACCGACCUGGAGCUCAAGUUCCACUACCGCGGGCGGCAGGCCAGCUCCCUGACCAUCAGCAACCCCCACGGGUGCCGGCUGUUCCACAGCAGCCUGGAGCCCACGCACGAGCAGGUGGAGCUCUUCGGGCCCGUGACGCUGGAGCAGGUGCGCUUCCCCAGCACCGAGCACAUCCCCAACGAGAAGCAGCGCUUCUACACCCACCAGCUGCUGGACGUCAUGGACCGGGGCCUCAUCCUGGAGCUGCAGGGCCAAGACAUCUACGCCGUCCGGCUGUGUCAGUGCAAGGUCUUCUGGACGGGGCCCUGCGCCGGCGAGCGGGCCGGCCCCAACCCCAUCGAGCGCGAGAGGAAGAUCAAACUCUUCAGCCUGGAGAACUUCCUCAACGGGCUCAUCCUGUUCCAGAAGGGCCAGACCAGCACGCCGCCCCCCUUCGAAAUCUUCCUCUGCUUCGGAGAGGAGUGGCCGGACCAGAAGCCGAAGGAGAAGAAACUUAUCACCGUCCAGGUCGUGCCAGUGGCCGCCCGGAUCCUGCUGGAGAUGUUCUCUGGGGAGCUCUCCUGGUCGGCAGACAGCAUCCGCCUCCAGAUCUCCCAUCCGGACCUGAAAGACAAGAUGGUGGAGCAGUUCAAGGAGCUGCAUCAGCUCUGGCAAAACCAGCAGAGCCUGCAGGCCCACCCGGCCUCGAACCUGGAGCCAGGCCCGGGCCCCUGGGCGAUGCAGGCCAGCGGCAUGCAGCAGUGAGGACGUGGGCACGUCGCGCGCACUCACCCACUUCCCUUCCCUCCUGCCGGGCGCCCGGGGGAGCCUGGCCGUGCACGCCAGCCCCGAGGGGGAGACGAGGCAAACUGACCUCUACAGGGCGAUGCUCCGCUGGAUCUGUCGGCGCAGGGUGCCCGGCUCAGCUGCCCGCUCCACGCCAACCUCCCAGCUGUGGACCCCAAAGGGGCAGGGGGGAGAGGGCCCUUCCUGCAGGGAUGGAUGGAGGCUGGCCCACACCACCACCUGCUGGGAAUACACUAGGCUGCGGGCCAGGCCCCACCUUGCCAGAGCACUGCAAGGCCUGUGAUGGACGAAAGAGACUGUUAGACCCACGGCCCUGGGCACUUACGAGAACUGCCUGGUGGUGGGCAGCAGGUGCUGGGGCCUGCUGAAAGGACAGGCCCGGCCGAGCCUGCGGGCGUGAAGGAGUCACAGUAUCCGGGAGCUGGCGUCACGGCCCCCAGGAACUGGCCUGGCCCAGAGACGCGGCAAGGGAAGUGCUCAGCUGUUAAUAAAAGCAACCACUUGCCUA